Messenger RNA from Sinocyclocheilus grahami, 2267 nucleotides. Its product is annotated as AP-3 complex subunit mu-2-like. NCBI's taxonomy places the organism in Eukaryota, Metazoa, Chordata, Actinopteri, Cypriniformes, Cyprinidae. The record is from RefSeq and is a predicted model, not a curated record. Bases 113 to 1369 code for a protein of 418 amino acids. The transcript has 9 exons. Gene Ontology annotation, cellular component: clathrin adaptor complex. Gene Ontology annotation, biological process: intracellular protein transport; vesicle-mediated transport.
GUGACGAUCAUAUCUUUUCUCGACACAAAAUAACGCAGACGGAAGCGACAUUUCUGGUCCUGUCUAAUUAAAGAAUCCUGGGAAGAGGAAACAAAACUAACAUUCUGCUAAGAUGAUCCACAGCCUCUUCCUGGUGAACGCGUCGGGGGACAUCUUUCUGGAGAAGCACUGGAAGAGCGUGGUCAGCAGGUCCGUCUGCGAUUAUUUUUUCGAGGCAGUGGAGCGCGCCACGGAACCGGAGAACGUCCCUCCGGUGAUCCCGACCCCGCACCACUGCCUCAUUAACGUGCUCCGCCAGCGCGUCUACUUCGUGGCCGUGAUUCAGAGCGAGGUGCCGCCGCUGUUUGUCAUCGAGUUCCUGCAUCGUGUGGUGGACACGUUUCAGGACUAUUUCGGGGUUUGCACCGAGGCAGCAGUUAAAGACAAUGUUGUGGUGGUGUACGAGCUGCUGGAGGAGAUGCUGGAUAACGGCUUCCCGCUGGCCACCGAAUCAAACAUCCUAAAAGAGCUCAUUAAACCUCCUACCAUCCUGCGCACGGUGGUCAACACCAUCACAGGAAGCACUAAUGUUGGCGAGCAGCUUCCUACAGGUCAGCUGUCGGUGGUUCCGUGGCGGCGCACGGGUGUCAAAUAUACCAACAACGAAGCUUACUUUGACGUGGUGGAAGAAAUCGAUGCUAUCAUUGACAAAUCGGGUUCCACUAUCACAGCAGAGAUUCAGGGAGUGAUAGACGCCUGUGUGAAACUCACAGGAAUGCCUGAUCUCACCUUGUCAUUUAUGAACCCUCGACUGCUGGAUGAUGUCAGCUUCCACCCCUGCGUCCGGUUCAAGCGCUGGGAGGCCGAGCGAAUCCUGUCCUUCGUCCCUCCAGACGGAAACUUCCGCCUCCUGUCCUACCACGUCAGCUCUCAGAACCUGGUGGCCAUCCCGGUGUACGUGAAGCACAACAUCAGCUUCAGAGAGGGCAGUUCUCAGGGGCGCUUUGAGCUCACCCUCGGCCCGAAGCAGACGAUGGGUAAAGCGGUGGAAUCAGUCCUGGUGAGCAGUCAGCUGCCCCGCGGCGUCCUCAACGCCAACCUCAGCCCCUCGCAGGGCACCUACACGUUUGACCCCGUCACCAAGCUUUUGUCUUGGGAUGUGGGUAAGAUAAACCCCCAGAAACUGCCCAGUUUAAAAGGAUCCAUGAGUCUCCAGACCGGAGCCUCCAAACCUGAUGAAAACCCGACAAUCAACCUCCAGUUCAAGAUUCAGCAGCUGGCCGUCUCAGGUCUGAAAGUCAAUAGGUUGGACAUGUAUGGCGAGAAGUACAAACCUUUCAAAGGCAUCAAAUACAUGACCAAGGCCGGCAAAUUUCAAGUCCGAACCUAGACGACCUCUUCUUGCAUUCGGCGAAACGGGGACGAAGAAAAGAGAGGGAACAAGUUUGAGUAACUACAUCUCCUUUGAAAUGCAUUUCAGGAAAAUGUACCAUAAGACGGUCCGUCGUUCGUGACUUCCAGAGAGAUUCUGUUGUUGUUAACACUAUCAAAAUCUGCUUCUACAGGUCCACCCGAGUUAAAGGGACCGUAACUACAUACUACAGUUUUAUUGCGUUCUUUUUAUUUGCAGCUUCUCGUGGCUACGGUUGCUCUCAGACCUCCGUCUCCUCACUCCUUGCGUGAUUUCUUAUUGUCCGUUGUAUAACUCUCUCCUUCACAUUUCUUCCUGAGAUUGAACUGCACUGUAAUGCAUUGAUCUGUGCUCUUCUCUGGGAAGCGAGGCGAUCGGUGGCUCAUUUCUGCAUUGCAGGACAAUAAUCUUACAUUAGUUACAGACAAUCCCAAUGAUUGUGUGCAAAGUAAAGCAUUUUUCAAAUGGUCAAACACUGAACUUUUAUCUUUGUUUACUGUAGUAUUAUCGCAGUAUACAUCUUUUGUUUGAAUUGUUAUUGAAAUGUGUUUCUUAUGCUAUUUAUUGCCUGUCUGACCAGAACCAAACGAUUUGAAGCAUAACUGACCAUAACAAUCCAUAAUAACCCUACACGUGAUGCUUGAUCGUUCAGUGUCUCUUGUUUUUAUGAUGGACUUGAUACACGGCACUUGCAGGUUUAGAGAUUUGACUAUGAUUAUGGAUACUGAUCGAAAUAUACACUGAGUGGGAUAUAUGUGAAUGUGUGUUUUUAGCUUCUAUUGAUGUGGUUUUCUUUCCUCCAUACUGUUUUUCAGAUAAAUACAACCGUUCACAGUGCUAUGAUGAUGAUAAUAAUAAUAAAAAAUCCACAAGAUGC